Molecule: messenger RNA, 2383 nt
Organism: Choloepus didactylus (southern two-toed sloth)
Lineage: Eukaryota; Metazoa; Chordata; Mammalia; Pilosa; Megalonychidae
Gene: BEND6
Product: BEN domain containing 6
Exons: 8
Coding region: 251-1141 (296 amino acids)
Biological process (GO): positive regulation of neuron differentiation; negative regulation of Notch signaling pathway
Cellular component (GO): nucleus
Molecular function (GO): DNA binding; transcription corepressor activity
Source: RefSeq, a predicted model, not a curated record
AGCCCGGCGACAGGGGGCGCCAAGGAGCCAGGGAGAAAAACGUAAGGCGCUGGCGGGAGUCUCCAGGAGGUGCUGCCCCUACUUCCCACCUCCCCGCACCCCUGCCCUCAGAUUGGGGCUUUGGAGGAUGCAGCCGGGAUAUUGCUGGAACGAUUUGGAAAUUGAACAUGUUUUUGACGUCAUUUGAAAAUGGAGGAGUAAAAAGAGAAAAACAUUAACUUUUGGGCUACGUCCACAAUUGAUCAUCUACAUGGGCAUUCCCUCCUCCCACAAUUUCAGAAGACCCUUCAUUACUGAGAAAAUGCAGAAGCUCUUCCAAACAGAUGAAAUUACCAAUACCCAAGCUUUUAGAAAAGGAAAGAGGAAAAGGACAGAGACAAUGGAAUCAGAGAAUGCAAAUAGUGACAUGGAUAAAGGACAGAGAGAUCCAUAUUCGGGAAAUGCCUUUCUGCCUGCUGAGAGCUCCAGUGAGGAUGAAGAACCUUUAGCAGAAUUGUCAAAGGAGGAAUUAUGCACCAAAAUAAAAAGUCUGAAACAAAAACUAACAAACACCCGGAAAGAAAAUAGCCGACUCCGACAGUCUUUGGUCAUGCUUCAAGUGUUACCACAGGCAGUUACCCAGUUUGAAGAACUAGUUGGCAUGGCGGAGGCUUUGCUUAAGGGUGGAGGAACCAUGUCUACAUCUGCAUCCAACCUCUGGAGAGCAACGAACAACUCCUCCCCAGAUUCAUUUGCCUCAACAUGUAGUAAUUCUAAUUCUAAUUCCAAUUCACCAGUUUCCUUGAAAGCUGAGGAAGAACAUCAUACUGAUGAGAAACAGUUCAAAAUUGAAAAAUGGCAGAUUGCCCGUUGUAAUAAGAGCAAGCCUCAGAAGUUUAUUAAUGAUUUAAUGCAAGUACUUUACACAAAUGAAUACAUGGCCACACAUAGCCUGACGGGUGCAAAAUCCUCUACUUCAAGGGACAAAGCUGUAAAACCAGCUAUGAAUCAGAAUGAAGUUCAAGAAAUUAUAGGAGUCACAAAACAGUUAUUUCCUAAUACAGAUGAUGUUUCAAUUAGGAGAAUGAUAGGGCAAAAGCUAAAUAACUGUACCAAGAAGCCAAAUUUAAGCAAAAAUCUUAACUCUCAAGAUAUUAAGUAGAUCCUUUGGUUCUCUAGGUAUCUGAAAUGAAUUACCUUUAGUUCUAAAUCUAUAAUUGGAUUUUAUUGGAGAAUCUGCAACUUCAUUGGCAGUGAACACAGAGAGACAAGCGCAGUGUCAGUCUGUGAGACAUCUAUAUUGCUGGGCUUUUUGGAUGGAGCAACAACCUUGCUGAAGAAAAUGCAUGUAGAUUCUAUCCUAGACAUCACUGAUGCAUCAAACUAGAGAAUUUUCAGCACUCAAAUAAGCAUGCGGUAUGGUUUCUUUGGAAAUAUACAUUUCCCCAUCCCCAAAUACUUCUCUGUUCUGCUAAUAUAACAGAAUAAUGAGAGCUCUUAUCAUAGCUACAAAAAUUUCAACCCUUAAAAAUUAGUCAUUGUCCUAAGCAAUCAUUGCACAUUAAUUAUUACUAGUGACCCCUUCCCCCCGUUAUAGUUUUUAUCUUAAGCAUAAACCCAUGUUUGGGUCUACUGACAGUGAAAUAAUCAAUGGUCACAAACAUGAGGGCAGCAAGGUCAGCCUAAAAUCUGAUAAUCAAGUGUAGCCAAUAACAGUGUUUUAGCAAUAAAAUAAGAGGAUUAUUUGGUUAUCUGAAAUAUGAAAAAAAAAGUUGCAAGACCUUUUAUUUUAAUAUUAAACUAUUCCUCCAUGCUCCUGAAAAACAAAUCCAAGAUUUGUGAUACAAUCAAUGCAUCCACUUUCAGAAUAAUCUUUUUCUUUUGUUUACUCAACAUACUUCUUUUUAUUGCCCAAAAUAUAUUAAAUAUAGAUGUAAAAUAUAACACAUCAAUAUCAUCUAAAAUGUUCUCUAUAAGGUAUAGCAUUAUAUAUAAUGGUUCAGUUAUAUAGCUACCAUGCUUAGUUUUAACUGGUUUAUUUUCAUUGUAUCAGAAGUAAAAGGAAUUGAAAACAAAACCCUCUGGGUUUGAUAACUGCACAAAAAGAAAAAUACCAUUUUGUAAAUAGCAAAUGAUAAAACAUUCUUCAUCAAGAGAUUUUUCACUUACCAUCAGGUUGUCUCAUGUUACACACUGCAAUGCCAAGCCAUAGUUCUUCAGUGUACAAAGUCAUAUCUAAAACUUGAAAAAGAGGAGGUAUACAAUAAUUACAAAGUUCAGUAUUGUGGACCAAGGGAAAAUUCCAUAAAUGUUGCUUGAUGAUAAUAAUGUGGUUGUACAAAAUAAAUAUUCUUAAUAACUUAAAUAACAUUUGCUACUUUUAUUUAAGCAUAAAUAAACCCCA